AAACAUGGGUUGAUACUUGUUAAUUGUUUAUGCGUUGACAUCGAGGCGGACCCUGUCCCGCCUGAUUUAUUCCAGGAUGCGUGUCAAUUUGGAGUCUUUUAGUUAUAACUAGUUAGUCCAAACUUAAAAGGGCGUGCCUGUACCUGAAUCCUUGAAGGCAGUUAACUCUACCACAUUCCCCCCCCCUCCCCCCGCAUAAUCCAUGCAGUCACCAUUCCGAUCGCAUCGCAAAUAUGGUCCUUCUGACCUCCUCCACCGUCUCCAUCAUCCUGUCGUCCAGCAUCAUCUGUCUGUUCACUUUCCUGCUGUUCCUCUCUGGAUACCUCCUGCAACAGCAAUCCGUGCGCAACAUCCAAGACGCCAUCCGACCGCCUCCACCACCACCACCAGUAUACCCCAUAAACAACGAGGCAACCAGCAACGACAUCCUCGCCGAUGACGCUGCCGCAUCCUCAAAGAACCACCAACAGACCCUGUCCUCCAGCUCCACCGAGCACAACCCAGACAAGAAUGCAGCCCCAGGAACAUACGCCUACCUCCAACUCCUCUCCACCCCAGACCCGGCCGCCAUCUGCUCCUCCAUCCUCUUCUUCCACCAACUCACCGGAAAUGAAAACCACACGGCCAUCCAGGACCGCCUCUUCAUGUACCCGCGCGAAUGGGACGCUGUAUACACCAGCCCCGACCACCCAAACCCCAACCCCAAUCCCUCCAGCCAAUCCCUCAGAGAAUCAACAAUAUCAAAAUCCCUCCAACACCUUCGCACCUCCGCCCUGACCCACAACAUCUGGCUCCUCCCAAUCGACACUUCCACCAUCACCACCUCCUCCGGUUCAGGGUUGUCCGACACAAAACUCCUCCGUCUGGGCCAAAUCCAAUUCGUCCCCUACGACGCAGUCCUAUACCUGCAAUCCCCGGGGAUGGUGGUGGAUGUGAGCCGACUCGAUUCUUUGCUCCUGGACAGGCCGGUCCCCGGCAAGCAUGAUCCCGAGCGGGUGGAGUCGUAUAAUAAUGCGGCGUGGAUGGCGAUGCCGUUGCGGCCGGAGCGCGAGGAUCGGUUGCCCGGUGGGGGCGUGUAUUUGGUUACCGUGAACAAUGCCGGGGGCAGGUUAGGGCAGGUGGAGGCUAGGGGGCAUGUUGUUACUCCGGGUUUUGAGGGGGGAAGGGGGGUGGUUAGGGGGGUACGUGGGGUUGAGGGUGAGGAAGACGACGAUGAAGGGGCUGGAUAUGUGGUGUUUGAGCAGGAGGGGGAUGGGAAGGUGAAGUGGGAGGGGAAUGAGUUGUAUGGGGCUUGGAGGAAGGGGAUGGAGGAGGUUUGUCCGGGGGUGGAUUUGGAGGGGUUUUAUGAGUAGGUGAUUUGGGGUUGGGGUUUGGCGUUGAUUUGGGGUUGGUAUUCAUGAUGGUAAUGAUUUAUGAGAUGAUUUUGUGGAUUGGCUAUGAAUACGGAGUUUGCCGACGACAAGGCAUUCGAUAACUGACUGGAUAUAAAAGUAACAA
This is a messenger RNA of Aspergillus saccharolyticus JOP 1030-1, 1497 nucleotides long. RefSeq lists its product as uncharacterized. Lineage: Eukaryota; Fungi; Ascomycota; Eurotiomycetes; Eurotiales; Aspergillaceae. The record is from RefSeq and is a predicted model, not a curated record. The transcript has a single exon. The coding region runs from base 234 to 1352 and encodes 372 amino acids.